This is a messenger RNA of Gaeumannomyces tritici R3-111a-1, 861 nucleotides long. RefSeq lists its product as hypothetical. The record is from RefSeq and is a predicted model, not a curated record. The transcript has 3 exons. Lineage: Eukaryota; Fungi; Ascomycota; Sordariomycetes; Magnaporthales; Magnaporthaceae. Bases 1 to 816 code for a protein of 271 amino acids.
AUGGCUUCAGCUUUGGAGGCAGCACACCGGGGGUUCGGCACGUACGGUGGUGGUAUUCUGCGUGUCGUUGACUUCCACAGCCAAGUGUGCGCCGACCCGCCAGCCAUGAUGUCGAGCCUGACGACGGUUUUAACUAGCCCCCCCCUCGCCCCCUCUGCCACAUCAGCCAGAAGCCCAGCGUUGGUCGUUGCUGGCACGAGCCCGCCGAGCGCCUGCGGCACAACUGGAAGGGAGAGGAUCGAGCCCUCUCCCUCCCGCGAGCACCGCGGCAUCGCCGACUUUUCCAUCAGGGCAAGAAUCAGAGCCCAACCCUCCCCGAGCGCGACGCUAGCGGACGCCCCAUCGUCCCCCAUCCUGCCCCCCGAGAACCCGCCGCCUUGCGCCGAUGAGGAUCGCCAGGACAAGUACAAAGAGCUGUUUGCAGCAGCUGACGGGCCGAUACUGGCCGUGCCUGAACCGAAAGCCAAAACCCCGAAAGCAGAUCCGAGAGGCGAGCCGCGCCCACGCCGAGCCAGCAGCCGACACGGACGGUUUAGGCAGGCAAGCAAGCAGACCCAGAUAACAAACCCGGCUUGCCGCGGGCGCCCGAGGGAGCUGCCGCCACCGUCCGCACCCACGCAGUCGGCCGGGAAGCAGCGGCCAAGGCAUGACGGCCACCACCAGACCAGGCCCGACGCCCGGGCCCCAGCCCCGUGGCCAGCAGACCCACGAGGCUCAGUAGAAUGCCCCUUGGCCGCCGGUCAAGAGAAUCAGGAGCGCAGCGCCGCCGUCCGACCUCACCACCUCGGGAACACUCACCGCCCAGAAGCCGCCUGAACCCCGGAGGCCCACAAGGCCUCAGAUAUCGCGGGGCGAGCUGGC